CAAAAAUGAUUCCGUAGCAUAAAAGAUAACAACACAGUAAAGUUUAUGCUGAAAGCAUUUAUUUAUCACUGAAAGGUCAUGCAACUUCUAGAGGUCCUUGUCAAGCCAGUGAAUACACUAGUGAACAUCGAUUACUGAUAACGUCGCAGCGUAUCGCUGCGGCUUUCAGUAAAGUUAAUCCAAUUUUACGUACGCUUUCCAGUAGAGUCGUUAAUCCAGUCUGAGGUGAAGUGGGAACCCGCCUAGUCAUGAAAGACGAUAUCAUCUAUUUGGUCCUGCUGGGAUCGUGUAUAGGUUUCGGUCAGUUUUAUCGGAAGUUCCAGGACCAAGAGCAGAAGAAAUGGAUUGGAACUGCAUUUGGUUUCCUAGUGGUUCUCUCUGUGUCCGGUUUUCAUAUGCUGCAUCUGCUCUUCUGUUAUCUGGUGACCAGUCUUAUCAUAAUCUACAUUAAUCGAAGAAAAUGCCAUAUAGCGAGUUUUGUGUUCAUGUUUGGAUAUUUAUUCUUCUUCCGCUCUGUAACGUACCUGGGCUGGGAAGCACCACCUGGCCAUACCAAUAUGAUCCAGAUGAUUUUAACGCUGAAAUUAGUGGGAUUAGCAUUCGAAGUAAAUGCCGCAUACACAAAAUCGAAAGCAAUCGGACAAGCCAAGAAGGACGAAGAUGCAACAGCUGGUGGAAAGCCAUUGGAUACGGUUACCGAUAAUGAGAAAGCUCUCCUCAAGCUGGACAUGUUGGACAUUUUACAUUAUUCUUUCAAUUAUGUUGGGAUAUUGACUGGACCUUAUUUCACGUAUAAGACGUUUCGUGAUGCGAUUACUCUUCCGUUCAGUAUUAGAGCGGAUUGUAUCGGGGCUACGCUUGAGAAGCUGAAGGUCAUUCCACUCUACGCUGGAUUAUUUCUUUUAGUAUCCUUCAUUUGGCCUCUCGAUUAUGCCACUUCCACCGAAUUUUACGAGGAACGUUCUUUGUUCUAUCGACUUAUGUACGUUUGGCCAACAUUCUUCAUCUUCCGGAUGCGUAUUUAUACCGGUAUACUGUUGAGUGAGUGUGUGUGUACUAUGGCCGGAUUCGGUGCAUAUCCAAAGGCAUGCCAAAGUAAGAGUGGUCACGGACCGAGCAAGGACUGCAGCCCAAUGAUCAGCAAUUCCGAGGAACAUGAGUACGACUUUGAAACGGUGCGCAACAUCGAUGUUGUAAGUACGGAAACAUGCUGGACGUUCCGUGAAACAAUGAAAUACUGGAACAUGUGUGUCCAGUAUUGGAUGGCGAUGUAUGUGUACAAACGAUUCCCCAGUAAAACAUAUCGUACCCUAGCGACGCUUGCCGUCUCUGCCAUCUGGCACGGAGUCCAUGCAGGUUACUAUUUCUGCAUUUGUGCUGCCCCAUUCUAUCUACCCAUCGAAGAUUUAUAUGUGAAGCUGUUCAUCAAAGAUGCCACAGGAACUAAGCUGAAGGUUUUAAAUUGGAUUUGCUGGGUUGCAAAGUUUUUCGCCUUUUCCUACAUGGGAAUCGCUUUUCUUCUGCUUUCAAUUGAGAAAAUUUGGUUCUACUACGGUUCCGUGUAUCACAUUGCCUAUAUAUUCUGGAUAGUGACGUAUGUGGUGGGAGUAUUCAUUGCUCAAAUUAAGAAACGUAACGCAAGACGCACCGAAAAAUUACAACAAAGUGCUGCUCAAUGAACCCACCGUCUCCCACUGUAACAGUUGUGUAUCAGGGGCAAACUCAGACCUAUCAAUGUAGACCACCUUUAGAGUGUUAAGAAAGUAACGUACAUUGUAUAUUGAUGGUUUUUGGUUACCGUUGUAAUGAACUCAAAUAUAACUAGUACAAUUUAUAUUUAUUGUAUACACAAAACACAAAUACUGAUUAAUAAAAAUUGUAGUUUGGAUGAUUAUUA
Messenger RNA from Toxorhynchites rutilus septentrionalis, 1897 nucleotides. RefSeq names its product lysophospholipid acyltransferase 7 (gene frj). Lineage: Eukaryota; Metazoa; Arthropoda; Insecta; Diptera; Culicidae. Gene Ontology annotation, biological process: lipid modification; phosphatidylinositol biosynthetic process. Gene Ontology annotation, molecular function: lysophospholipid acyltransferase activity. Gene Ontology annotation, cellular component: membrane; mitochondria-associated endoplasmic reticulum membrane contact site. The transcript has 4 exons. The record is from RefSeq and is a predicted model, not a curated record. Bases 249 to 1679 code for a protein of 476 amino acids.